Molecule: messenger RNA, 536 nt
Organism: Anopheles darlingi
Lineage: Eukaryota; Metazoa; Arthropoda; Insecta; Diptera; Culicidae
Exons: 3
Coding region: 1-438 (145 amino acids)
Source: RefSeq, a predicted model, not a curated record
AUGCAGUCCGGAGUCGGUGUCGUUAUAUCAAUGAUGGCUGAAUCGGUCAAGGGCUGCGUACAAAGGCUGCGUAGUGCCGUGCGCGUCGGUGACGUCCUGAUUAGGCUCACAGGAGACGAAGCGGUAGGUGCACAAGCUUGGCUACGCGACGAUAACGAAAAACGAGACGGAGCAACCUCGAGCAAAAUUCGGCAAAGUCCCGAUCGCGGCAGUCGAAUUUUUUCUAAGUCCCGGGAAGCACGCGUUCCACAGACGGUGCAGUGCAAGUGCAGCCAAGUGUUUGUCGACAAUGUAGUGGAAAGUGAUUGUGAAGCUGUAGGUGUUGACUGCAGUCCACAUGCAAGCAUUCUGCAUCGAACGGUCAACCUAAAGGUCACAGAACACGCCAACGAUCGAAGUACGCGUAUGGAACACGCGGUUGAACAGGAACGUUCAUGAUCGCAGCCCGGAUCACGCCGCCACAGCGACGCCACCAAGCCAGAUGCAGACGGACGAAGACGACGCCACCACCACCAACAGCACGAACGGCAGACAUC